AUGGCUCGAAUGACUUACGUUAAAGUCUGUGCGUUCAUCAUGGUUCCACUGUCUUUUAUAGCAGCACUGCCAAGUAAAUUUACCUAUUUUCUCUUCGCUGCCAUAUUUGGUUUCUUGGCAUGCAUCACGAUUUUAGCGUGUGUUCAUAUUUUUAGCCAACACAGAUCAAAAUCUCACAAUUUUCGAAGUCUGCUUCAGAAUUAUGUGGCUACUAUGGUUCUGCGGAUUUACGGAGGGCGGAUAAGAAAACGCUUUGAUCGGGAGGCAAACGACUGUCGAGAAGUACAAGAAAAGUUUCUGAUGGAGAUAAUAAGCAGCAAUCGAAACACCGUUUUUGGGCGAGAGUACAACUUUGAAAGCAUCCAGAACAGUGCAGACUUCAUAAAACUUGUUCCACUGACGACCAAGGCUUCUUACCAGGAAUAUGUGGGUAAGCCAUCACGCACACUCUUGUAACCGUAGCCAUUCACCUAUUGUAAGUUCUUUGUGUCAGGGUUGCGUGACGACGCAAAAAACGGCUUCGUAGAAAACUAGCGCCCCACGGUUAUUGUGAUAAUCUGCAUGCACACGAGCGCGGGGGAGAUGCAAUCCCUUAAAUUGACCCUAAACUGGUAUGAGCUGCCUAACAGGGUGGGGUUUUCGGGGUCCUGAGAAUUUUACAGGGUAUCUAGCCUGUAAACACUUAAAUUGAUGUUUUAAAUGGUUCAGUAAAGGAUGUCUGGGAAGGCUAUUCUUCGGGGCAUGCACGUAGUAGUAGCAGGACCUGGGAUACUGCUAAGAAACAGCCCAGGUUGAGAUUUCAUGUCAGAAAUAGGCCUUGCAUUUGCAGUCAGCAAUGAAGCAAGUAGACAAAAUAAAUAAAAGUAAUGCCUAAUUUUAUUGUUUCUACCGAAACUUUUUUUUUUUUUUCAGAUCUGACUCAUUGACUCAUGACUCAUUGACUCAUUUGACUCAUAAAACAUCCGUUCUCCUUAAACUUCGCUUAAAAAUGUCUUAAAUAUUUGCUUGCGAUUUCUCUUAACAAGACAGGAUCGCUAAGGGUGAAGAUGCGGUGUUGACAAUAGAAAAGACAAGUAAACUGGCCGUGACGUCAGGAACCACAGGCUCCCCAAGUAUGAUACCUCGUGUUCAGAGUCAAGCGUAUUUAUUCUUUAUGGCAAGAGCUGCACUCUCGAGUGCGAUGUAUUCGGCGUUUCCUGAGGUAAGUGAAGAAGGUACACGUAUUACCGCACUUCAAGAAAAACGCUCUUUCUCGUCAACACUAGCGGGAAGGGGGGUACCUCUCUAUAUAAGUAAGUGUAUUGACAACAGAGGGAAGUUAAAGAUACCACGGCUAUGAAAGCGAAAGCGUCACUUAAACAUUUGAAACUUGAGUGCGAUUACUCUCCCAACUCGCUCACUUUGUAACAUGAAGGUUAACUCUCCUGCAGUUAAAUUCGUAAGGAAAAUUUUCAAGUCCAAAAAGAGAAAGAUAAAUUCUUCGUCGUUUGUUUUCGUUCUCGAUAAAAGGUAAUGUUCUAGUAGUGUUGUAGUCACCGCAAAGAUCAGAAGUGUACAAAAAUUGUGCUGCACGUGGAAGGUUGUUGGUUUUGCUAAUCUAAAUCAUUUGUGUCCUAGCUAAUUCAAAGUCGUCUCCAGGGCUUUUCCCUUAAAAAAUGGGUGGGGCCAAUUUUUUUAAGGGAAAAGCCCUGGGGACGAUGUUGCCAGCUAAUUCAGAGCCUUGUGAUUCGUUUGCGAUCUAUUGGUCUUACAGUGGACCUCCAGGUUUUGUAUUGUAGCUAACAUGACAUUAUUUUAUUCUCUAAAUUGCAGACAUUUAAUCUUCAGAAAACUCUGGGAUUCUACAGACCAGGUAGAAACAUAGAGACGACUGCAGGCGGAAUUCCUAAAGGUGGUAUUAGCAAUGUUACACCAACCGGAUUCCAGUUGGCAAUAUUCUCAACGCCAGGGCCUGGCUUUCACAUUUUGGAAAGCCACGCGUCGUACUAUGUUCACUUGCUAUUUGGUUUAAAGGAUCGCAACAUCGGAACUGUAUUUUCAAACUUGGCCGCGUACACGUAUAGAGGUUUCCUUGAACUAGAGAAAAACUGGCAACGUCUUGUGAAGGAUAUUGAAGAAGGAAGUUUGGAUUCUGAUUUAGAAUUGGAUGCUAAGAUAAGAAGGUAAGAAUUACACCCCACAGCGUAUUGGGCUUUCAGGCUAUUUAAAAUAUCUAUUCUUUUGCGCCAAAAUAGCUCUCAACCGGAUAAAAACAGUUCAGUGUCUAGCAACAGAGAAGCAAUAGCGAAUAGAUGGAAAAAUAUUUAACAAAUUAGUUCAACCAGUUUAUUGGAAAAGCUUCUGAAAGACGUACGCACUGUUCCCAGGCUAUUUUCAGAUACACGGACUCAGUUUUCUUAUUUCAAUUGUGUCAGCGGUACUCUCCUCUUUUGCGUUGUAACCACGUUUUUUUUGCUCAUCCAUAUUCCGACGAGUAGGAGAGGACCUUGUUAACGAGGUGGUACAAAUCCUGUGAACUGUCUAAAGUUUAUCAAAAUUAUAUCAAAACAGAUCGUGAUCAGUCAAACUGAAACAAAUGCGUAGCAUAAAAUUGGCCUAUGAACACUGGUAACGCCUUUCCAUCCUUCGAUAUUGAUGGAAAGUGUCAAGUUGUGUCUUUGCAUACUGAGAGCCGAUCUCUUUUGUCUCUUAUCUCAGUAAUAUCAUGAGGUGAAACUCUCGCUAUUUUGGCUCUAGCUUAUAACUCUAUACGCACUGAAGAUUGAGAUAAGUCGGCAUGUCGGUUUUGUUUUACAUUGUAAAUUUUAAUUACUAAUAGUAACCUUGAUCGUGCUGACCAUGAGAUCUAUAUAUGUGGUCUUUUUGGGAGUAAUGUCCUUUUUUAAUCCAAAAUAUUGAGACCACUACCUAGGAUACGUUUGUUUAGUUGUGAAGUGCAACCAAACAUUAUUAUCAUCUCCUACAUAAGGAGCAUUUUCUCCUAUAUGAGGGGCAUUUAGCUUUUUUUGCCACUUGUUCUCUUUCCUACUUCGUACUCAGUUGAAAGGCCAGCGAAAAGCAAUUCUCUAGCUGUUCUUUAAAGACUCGACCUAAGUUAGGAACAUAGUAGGGGAAAGGAAUUCGAUCCUUCCGUCAACCACGCCUUCGCUGGUCUUCGCUCUAUGUUGCCUUUUGUUGGAACACAUACCUCUCGCAAAGCUUUUAAUCACGACGACUGGUACGAGGACAAUAAAAGAGUCGAAAUCAAGAGAUCUUGGGUACUUACCAUUUACAUGGAAAAAAAACAGAAACUCUGGUUGGAAAAUCAAAGUGUCUUUCCGUGUGGAAAGCUUCAGAAAGUAUGGGAUGUGAUUUGAGCCGAUGCAACUUUCCCUCUUGUUUAGUCUUUCAGCUGAUUUGGAUAUUUAUUUAUUUAUUUAUUUAUUUAGCUUCGCCUAAUAGAAUACAAUCUUUAUACAUGAAUACAUAAAAAUUAUUAGCCUAACCAAUUACCGUGGAUCCCUCGUUAACAAAAAAAAAAUAAUAAAUCGUUAAAAAAAAAAAACUUAAUGACUAAAGCUACUGAUAUAUAAGAAGAAAAGUCAAAAGGAAACAAAACAGAAGUUCAAAUUGCUAGAAGCAGCACGUCGGCGGGCACAGGAGAGUCCUCGCUAUGUUGGACCUGGGAGAGAUUGUUCUCUAGUUUCUGAUGUCGUCAACGUCGUACAGGUCCAGAGCCUUAUUCAGGGGCACCCAACGGCAAUUUUCGGAGAAUAUCUGUUCGGGAAACGAUUUGAGAUUUAGAAUCGUCGGAACAUUUGUUGUAAAAUUUCUUGCUUGCCUGCCUCUCCCAGGAUUUUCGAACAUCUAAAAAAUGGUAUCAUUGCCCAUUUUUAACAGAUUUUUACCCUAAAAAGGUCACUUAGAAUUUUCGGGAACCUUUUUUCUGGCUGAAAUUUUCAAAAAGGCAAGUUUGGAUCCCUAUAAUGUUCGGAUCACUAGACUUUCAGUUAGGAAAUCCGAACAGAUGAAAAAUUUUUAGGGGAUAAAAAUAUGCCUAUAUCUACCGUUUUAAAAAAAAUACGUUUAAAAAUGUUAUGUUUAUAAAAGUGGUUUUGAACUAUUUUCUCGUUGGGUGCCCUCGUCUAUUGUAAUAUUGAAAUAAUGGAUAGUACUUCGUAGCAGGCCCGCCCACCACGUUCAAUCUAUAGUUUUAUGUUUAUGAACCAGAUUUCCACCCGGGUGGUUUGUGUAAAUGGUAAGCCUCUAGUGCCGGUUAGUGCGCUCAAUAACCUGAUCAGGAAAUAACGAUGAAAACACGUGAACGAUAAAGAGUAACAUAUUGUUAACAAUGUGGUGCUGUUUCAGUGAGCUGAAAAGGUGUCUUGAGCCCGACAAGAAACGAGCUGAAGAAUUACGAAAAGAAUUCCAGGCAGGAUUUGAUGGAAUAGCAUCAAGAAUCUGGCCAAACUUAAGGAUUAUACUCUGCGUAACUACAGGUAUGGUAGAAAAUAUUGCAGGCUUUUGUCUCUAUCAGAUAAGAGAAUAAAAGGGGACACGAGGAUAGAUCGCUUCUCGCCCGUCGCAGGAAAACCUUAAGUCGUUUCAGAACACGACCAUGAGCUCUGUCAUUGGCUAUAUUUUACUUUAUUUAAUAAUAAUAAUAAUAAUAAUAAUAAUAAUAAUACAUAUCAUUUAUAUUGCUCAAAUUAACAUAAAAAUAUGGUCAAAUGCGCAUUACACAGAUGAAGAAUUAAAAUUAAUAAAAUGUAUAUACAAUAUGAAUGCAAAACAACUUAAAAUAUAAGAUAAACGCUGUAAGAAUUCUGAGACGCUAAAGUAGGUUAAAAAGGCUUUUAAAAGGUUAAAAAAUAAACGUUAAAAAGCUUUAAAAGUACGUUAAAGUAACUACAUGUAAGUGAUAAGCUAUUUUAAAAUAAUAGUUCUUGAGCAAGUGAAGUUCUUAAAUGUAUUAAAGUUCUUUUCCUUCCUGAUAUGUAAUGGAAGCCAGGUUGUUCCAUACUUUCGGUGCACCGGUUGAAAACGCUCAGUCUCCCAGUGUUUUCUUUGUCAUGAUAGAAGGGGCAAUUAGUACUAAGACAAUCCCGUCACUUGAUCGAAGAUUAUAACGUGAUUACUCUCUCACUAUUAAAAGACUACUAAGAUAUUGUGGAGCUAAAGCGUAUAUACAUUUAAAAGCAAGAAUUGCAAUUCAUCAUUGCAAUUUCCAUCAUUUCCAGUUCCUCAUCAGAAACCUGGCUUAAAAAUGAUGCGAUUACAACGUUUUCUCUUGCCUCUUUAUUCAGGGCGACAAGAAUUGUAUGCAACAAGGCUGCGAGAAAAAUACACAGAUGACGUGCCUAUGUACUCUGCACUUUACACAAGUACUGAAUCAGUCAUUGGUGUCAAUUUAUGGCCAAAAGAUAAGCCGACGUAUCUUCCUGUGCUGUCAGCUGCCUUUUUUGAAUUUGUUCCUGUUGAAAAUUGUCAUAAAGAACAAGCUAAGGUAGGUUUUCUCUGUACAGUAACCCGUAAAAAAAGUGCUUUUCACUUCUCCUUCUUUUCAGCGCCACUCCACUUUUCAGCACCACUCUCAUCAUAAACGAAAUAGAAAAGGUGUCUCGUGAUCGCACACUCACUCACUCAACCUCUUCAUCUUGGCUGGGAUGAAAGAGCGCGCGUUUGCGAUCGCAGCAUUCAUGAAUUGAUCAUGAUCAUGUGUAACGUUAUUAAAAGGCUGACUCCGAGAAUAUGCAAGAUGAAGUGGAUCCUGCAUUCUGAUGGGCUUUUCGGGAAUUCCUGUUUUGAUCCCAGAAGUUGCAUAAUUCACUCACUUCGUUCCAGUCCAUGAAAAGGUACCAAAAAAACUCAGUUGGCAAAUAUCUAGCCACCUGAACCUUUUCGAACCUGCCUUCCCCUCCCCCAUCGCAAUGUUGAUGAGAAAUGAAUUUUGAACUCCUGUUUCCUUUCCAACCUUGUACAGGAGAACUGAUUGUUUCAAUAUAUAUAGUAUAUGUGUGUGAAUGUUUGUGUGAAUUUGCUUAAGGUUGCUCGUUAAGUUUUUGCUUUAAAACGGGCAUCGCGUGUGUUCAAGCCAGAGUAGCGGGAGAAAAAAGAGGGCAGCUGCCGUCGAGCCUGAUGCUGGGAGAUAGCACAGAAACAGACCUAACAGUGAGUGGGUGACUGGGAGCUCUGUGUCAAAAGUAGGAAAGUAGUGGGGAGGGGGCUUUUGACACUUUUAUUAGAGUUUCAAUGUAGAAAGCAGUAAAAAAAGUCAAGGAAUUUUGCCUGCGGGGUGGUCCAACCAAAUCAAUGCUCUGACUGAUAAUCAUGAUGAGAAUAGCAGUGCUAGGUGGAGGAGUGAUUGAUUAGUGAUGGGUGUCAUGGGUGUGGAGGGUGAGUUUUGGGUUCUUGAGUUUGGCUCUCAAGAGACCGAUUGCAUGCACAUUCUAACAAAUCCAGUCAGGUAAACUGUCUAUAAAUGACUAUACCGGACUUACUAUACAGUCUAAACUGUGUACCUUGCUGUUGUUGAAGGUUUUCCAGGUGACUUUAGUAAAGAAUUUCCCUCCUUUGCUUGCCUUCAUAGACUUGUUUAGCCGAAGAUCUCGAAGUAAACUCUCUCUACGAGCUGGUUAUAACCACGCCGGGUGGUCUUUACCGAUACAGAAUGGGGGAUGUGGUGAGAGUCGCACGCUUCCACUACAAGUCUCCUGUCUUGGAAUUCCAGUACCGUAGAGGCACAGUUCUUCCUUGUCAUAUGACUGAGAAAAUGGUCUACGACGCAUUGUGUGAAUCUGUUGAAAGUUUCAAAGAAAUUAAACUGGUUGAUUACACAUGCGCAGGAAGUCUGCUAUUUGAUGGUAUCUCCUCAGAGACUGGAACCAAGAAAGGACCAGAGCAGGCUCCUUUCCAUAUCGUGUUUGUAGAGCUGAGCGGUUUCUUGACAAAAGAAGAAACGUGUUUUCUUCAAGAAAAGGUAUAGUUAUAGCUGUGCAGAUUCAGGUGGAUGGUUGGUUGUUUUUCGAGUAGAAUCUCUUGUUUGAGGUUUGUGCCAAAGUUUCCGUUGGCCUUGGGAGCCGGCUCUUCUACAACGCUCACUUUGUGCAUGCCCCCUUAUAGUAGAGAGCCUGCAAUAAAGCUAGUUGAAAAAGAAACUUGAGACCACACUUUCGAUUGGUAUGCAUCGCUGUACAACGCCUUUUUUUAAACCAGGACAGGCGCGUCAGAACUGAUUAAUGCGAGCAAGUUACCGGUUACGGCCGUUGGUUUUGGUUUUAGUUGUGAUUGGUUGAGCCGUGGCAAGAGAUUUCUCAGUCAACUACAACUUCUUUCGAAACCCAUAAAAAAAAACCCUUUUUAAAAAAAGUUUCUUUUUUUUCCCAUUAUAUUCUUCUUUAAGGCAUUGUUUACCUUAAAAAAUAAGACGAAAAUUCAUUACUCGUUUCACCAACAAUUUUUGCUUUUCUAACUCAAGGUUUCUCUAUCCAAUUUGUAGAACACUGUCAUUUGCGCACGUUUUCAUACAGUUAUUCCCCUUGUUUUACAGCUUGAAGAGGCUCUUUGCAACCACAACAGUUCUUACCGCGAUUUUCGAAAGAAUGGUGAAGAGUCGCCUGUUUUCCUGUACCGAGUGAAACAAGGGACCUUCGAUCUCCUGAUGAAGCAUCUCAUGGAAGCUAACCCUAUGACGUCACCAAUUCAGUUCAAAAUCCCACGGUUAAUAAAAACCAAGGCUGCGGGAAAAUUAUUGCUUGAAAACUUGCAUCCCCAGCAAGAAUACAUGAAGUAAUUAUCAAAUUACAGUGGAAGCUCUCUUAAGCAGACGCCCUCGGGACGCGAAAAAGGUGUCGGUAACUAGGGCUGGCCGCUUUCGGAGAAUGGUUCUCGUAUUCGUCAACUAGAGGUGUAAGGGUUAGAUGGACGCUAAGGGAGCUUGCCCAACUACAAAUAAACAUUUCAAUUAACCUG
Porites evermanni is the source of this 7950-nucleotide messenger RNA. NCBI's taxonomy places the organism in Eukaryota, Metazoa, Cnidaria, Anthozoa, Scleractinia, Poritidae. The record is from the annotation of a GenBank genome assembly.